Messenger RNA from Xiphias gladius (swordfish), 2742 nucleotides. RefSeq names its product proteinase-activated receptor 3. Gene Ontology annotation, biological process: positive regulation of Rho protein signal transduction; phospholipase C-activating G protein-coupled receptor signaling pathway; thrombin-activated receptor signaling pathway. Gene Ontology annotation, cellular component: membrane. Lineage: Eukaryota; Metazoa; Chordata; Actinopteri; Istiophoriformes; Xiphiidae. The transcript has 2 exons. The record is from RefSeq and is a predicted model, not a curated record. Gene Ontology annotation, molecular function: thrombin-activated receptor activity. Bases 164 to 1294 code for a protein of 376 amino acids.
GUUUUCCUCCAUACUCGUUGGGGUGGGGGAGGUGUUUCCGACUGGAUUACACCCACAGAGCAGCAGACAGAGGGGACACGGAACUGCACUGAACUGUAAAGCUGACAAUACAAUACCGGAGAGAAGCAAGAUUUGCCUGAGUGCUGUUCAACGAUAAGAGAAGAUGGGGAGAGUUCUUCUUCUUCUUUUUCUCCUUUUUGUUCCGUGUGUAAGUGGUACACUUCAAGAAAAUGUAAAGAGGAGAACAAAAGAGCAAGACACCAGGUCUGAGGUUAACGUUCCUCUGCCCAGAACAUUUAUAGGGAUCGUCAAAAUCAUCAAGUUGCAAAAUGAGACUCAAGUUUCCGCUACAUCUCAUUCCCCUCCAGCGCUGCAGUCACUAAGCAACAGCACAGCGGGGUACCUCGGCGGCCCUCUCAGCACCCGGGUUAUCCCCAUUAUUUAUAUAUUGGUGGUUAUUGUCGGGAUCCCGGCGAACGUUGCCAUCUUGUGCGCGCUGGCCUCCAAAAUUAGGAAGGUGUCCUCUGCCAUCCUGUACUGCAGCCUGGCUGUCUCCGACCUCUUCCUCCUCCUCUCCCUCCUCUUCAAGGCUCACUACCAUCUCCAAGGAAACCACUGGGCUCUCGGGGAGGCCGCCUGUCGAGUGGUCACGGCCUGUUUCUAUGGCAACCUCUACUGCUCGGCCCAGACACUGGCCUGCAUCAGCAUCAAGCGCUACCUGGCUGUAGUGCACCCGUUCAUGUACAAAACGCUCCCCAAGAGGAUGUGCACUAGCUGGGUCACGCUGGCCGUCUGGGUGGUCUUUGGAGCCGCCGUUGUCCCCGAGCUCCUCAUCCGGCAGAGCUAUCGGCUCCCUGAGCUGGGCCGCAUUGCCUGCCAUGACGUGCUGCCUCUGGACAGUGACUCCCAUAUCUUCCUGCUCUACUACAACCUGAUCCUGACCGUCUUUGGCCUCCUGGCGCCGCUGGUGGUGGCUGUUGUGUGCUACGCCCGAAUCGUCUACAAGCUCAACCAAUCGCACCAAGACUGGGCGAUGUACAUCAAGGUCAUCUCACUUGUGUUCGCCAUCUUCCUGGUGUGUUUCGUGCCCGCCGGAGUCCUGCACUUCCUCCAUUAUGUGCAACUGUUUGUGGAUGGGACAGAGAGCUUGUACGUGUACUUCAACGUGGCGGUGUGUCUGUGCUGCCUCCAUGCCUGUCUGGACCCCUUCCUCUUUCUCUUAAUGUCCAAGUCCGCACGCUCCGGGCGAUACCUCAGGACCUUUAAAGGCAAGACCGUGAGUAUAUCUGUCUAAGAGAGACCUACUGUACAUGUUACCAAAAACUGCAUUUAUGUCGUAGUAAACCGGGGACUGACUCUUGUUACAUCAGUGUUCCUGCAGACAGAAUUCUUAUUGUUUUUAAUUUAGCAAUAUAGUUUUUUCUGUGUGAGUAUGUGUGUGACAGAGACAGAAGAGGGGAUUGAGCAGACAGUUGGUUAAUAGUUAAUAUACUAUACAUGAAAGACAUAAUAUAUUCAUUUUUAAAUAAUGCAUGAUAGUUAAUUUUUUUGUUUUUUUGUUUAUGGUUUUACAACAAAAGUUUGUUCUUUUUUUCAUUCUUGAGAAAUCAGAGCAAAAAUAACACAAAGUUCUCUUGUAGGGGGUUUUUAUGCUUGAAAUCUAUAGCUGAUGAUGAAUAAUGUCAAACAGGCUGAGAAAAUGAUUCUCCCGAGUCUCAGUUUAUUCCUGUAAUCAUAUAUGAAGUUAUUAUUUCUGUUCAUUAAAAUGUAAACUUGACCAUCUCUAAGAUAUUCCGUAUCUUUGUAUUAUUUACUUGGAUGUUUUGCAUUGUCUUCGAUAUGGCUGAAGCCAAACCCAUUUGUAUCCGUGUUCCUACGUGUACAGUUUCUUUGAUAUAGAGUCGUUUAGUUGCAGUAUAGUCUAAGCAUCAACCUCCCUGCAACUACACCUCCAGCACGUUUCCUGCUCGACAUGUGACAGGAUUUAAAGGUGACGCACCGCCCCCGAACCCCAGACUUACCACACGCCGAGCAGCUACAUUCGGAGCGUGCAACACAGGAAGUGGGAAGGGCCUCCCUACGCUCUCAAAACCCCCUCAGUUCUUGUUGGAAACCUUCCUUUGAGAUUUCGGCCCAUGUUGACAUGAUUCCGUCCCAUCAUUCCUGUACAUCUGCCAGCUGCACAUCCAUGCCGCCGACAUUCAUGGUCCCCAGAUGUUGAAUCCCACGGAUUUGGCGAUGCCCCGACCUUUUCUCUAGCACCGCCAUGAGGUUCACGUUUGCAGUGCUGGAUGAAAUGUCUCUACAACGGCUGGACGGAGUUUUUUGCAGGAUUCAUUGUAAGAACUCUGGCGAUCCCCUGACUUUUCACCAAGUCAAAACUUGAGGUUGACGGCAGCAUUCAGCACAGCCUCACAGAUCUGAGUGCGUGUCUGUGGACUCGUAGCCAACUGAGUAAAGAUUAGACCAGUUCCGUUGUUCUGAGUUGCUUUAACCGUCUAUCCGCUCAUGGUUUGGAGGACUUUCACGGCUGUGUGCGACUUGAAUACUUACCGCUUAAUUUUCAUGAGAGAGAGGAGAAGAAGCUUUGGUGCCAGACACUCUCUGUGUCUGUCUGUCUCUCACAUUUUGGAUUUCCUCCUGUUGGUUAAAUGUCUGGGUGUAUUUAACGCGUCGCUCUCCAGACGCUGAUGUCACGCAGUAAUGGACGUCUUCGCUUGAACUCUAAAGCUGCGGUGUUAA